Messenger RNA from Symbiodinium sp. CCMP2456, 1260 nucleotides. Lineage: Eukaryota; Dinophyceae; Suessiales; Symbiodiniaceae. The record is from the annotation of a GenBank genome assembly.
AUGUGUAUAAGAACGCAUGACCGUGUGCCUGCGGAAACCAUGACAUCCGGGGCUCCACCUUCUGACGAGGGCAAGAUCGACUCCGCCGCCUCGCUGCCGCUGCACAGGUUGGCAGCAGUUCUCAGACAGACGGAACUGGCCAUCAGCGGCUUCAACAUUAUCGCCGAGGGAGCCUUUGACCCUUUGGGCUGUCGUUUGAGGCGCCUGUCGCUGACCAACAGUACCUUCCCCUCCCUUCCACCUCAGCGAUUCCGGUGCCUCAGCUGCCUGCAAGCCCUUGACUUGGGCAAAGGACAACUCGUCACCCUGGAGGAUGGGACUUUUGAAGGCCUGGAAGAGCUGCGGCUCCUCUCGCUGAGCCAAAAUCGGCUGAGGAACCUCUCCGUCGGGGUGCUUCGUCCCCUCGUCAAGCUGGAGCAGCUCCUUCUGGGCGGCAAGACAGGCACGGUUAGCAAGCGAGCGGUGCGUGGAAACUAUCUGACCAGCUUGCCUGACGUCUCGCACAAUCUACAUCUGCAAGUCUUGGAUGUCAGCGAGAAUCAGGUGACUGCGCUGCAGGGUGGCCUCUUUGCCCAGCUCCGACACCUCAGAGUCCUCGACCUCGCACACAACAAGCUUGGCAGCAUCUCCGCCAACUCUUUCGAAGCCCUCGCAUCGUUGCAGAGUUUGAAAUUGACUGACAACCAGCUGGCCACGCUGCCGGAAGGUGUCUUCCAGGGCCUCAGCUCCCUGACAAGCCUGGACUUGGAGCUCAACCAGCUGGUCACAUUGAGCGACAACCCGCUGGCCACACUGCCGGAAGGUGUCUUCCAGGGCCUCAGCUCCCUGACAAGCCUGGACUUGUACUACAUCCAGCUGGUUUCACUGCCGGAAGGUGUGUUCCAGGGCCUCAGCUCCCUGACAAGCCUGGACUUGUCUCGCAACCAGCUGGCCACACUGCCGGAAGGUGUCUUCCAGGGCCUCAGCUCCCUGACAAGCCUGGACUUGGUGGGCAACGAGCUGGGCCUCAGCUCCCUGACAAGCUUGAGAUUGCUCCACAACGAGCUGGUCACGCUUCCAGAAGGCGUCUUCCAGGGCCUCAGCUCCCUGACAAGGCUGAACUUGUACCGCAACCAGCUGGCCACGCUUCCGGAAGGUGUCUUUCAGGGCCUCAGAUCCUUGCAAAUGCUGGUGCUGGGUAACAACCGCUUGAGCCGGUCGGUGAGACUCUGUGUGGAGGCUUUUUUGAGCUGCGAGAAUUGCAGCUGUGAGGCUUCUUGA